CAUCCGAAUCUUAGCAUUCGACAACACAGAGCACAAUGUAAACGCCAACUGUCAUAUUAGCUGCAUGCAUUAGUUACUGUUGUGGCGUCGCCGUGUGAGAGUGCAUAAAUUUAUAUGGUGUACCGGUUUAUAACUACAGUGGACGUAACAAGUGUUUUUACUUGUUGAGUGUACGUUUUUUGUUCCCUAAUUCCAUCUUCCUGUCGCGAUGGCAUCGCCUUCUACACCCAGGGGUAGAGGAUCCAAAAAAAUGGGUCCCAUCAGCGAGUCCGGAUUAUAUUACAUCGAGUCUCAGGAGGAUCUAGACACUUAUUUUCAGCAAAUGAAAGUCUCCUCGGACGAACCGAGCUCGCCAUCUUCAUCUUCAAUGUCUACAUCUUCUUCGUCUUUUACAGACCACCUCUGCCGUGGUUUUCCGAUGCAGUUGCACGUUCCAGAGGCGUUCGCUGCCCAUGAAAAGAAGCCGAAAAAUAUGACAAUCAACACCAACAACAGCCGUGAGAAUAAUAACGAAUAUCAGCCUCAGAUGCAAUUUCAUGUGAACGAGAAUUUGAAAUCGCCCACAAAGACGCCAGAGGAUGAGAACAGAACUUUGAGGUUUGUGGGUCGGCGAGGUCUGGCGAGUGGCGAUGGUGUUGAUAUCAAGAGCGUGAAGGGGACAGUGAGAGGUGUCAAAAAUAGGGUCAGGGCUGGCAUAGCCAAUUUCGAGUUUAAACCACUGGAUAAUAAAAAGAAAACGUCAGUAGUUAACUCUGCAGAUGAGGUCGGUAGGAUAAUCAUCUACACGACCAGCGUAAGGAUCAUCCGACAGACUUUCGAAGACUGCCAGUACGUCCGCAAAGUCUUCCAGAACCACAGGGUGCGGUUCGAGGAGCGGGAUCUCUUCAUGAACGCAAAACAUCAACAUGAGCUGGAGGAGAGACUAGGCACCACGGCAGAUAUCAACCUGCCUAUCUGUUUUAUAGAUGGAGAGUUAGUUGGGGAUCUGAGGAAACUGGAAGAACUCAACGAAAGCGGAGAAUUGAGGAGAAUUCUAAAAAGAUUUGAGAAGCACAAUCCUAUGAUCAGCUGCAAUGGGUGCGGCGGUCAUCGCUACAUACCCUGUACAUUUUGCAAUGGUAGCAAGAAGUCGUUAUUACGUAACAACUGGACAGACUCCUUUAUAGCGCUCAAAUGCUCGUACUGCGAUGAGAAUGGCCUACAGAAGUGCCCGGAGUGUCACAGGCAGUAGGCUAUUUUUUAUACUUAAAAUUUAUAAUUAUUAAUUGAAUUCAAUUUUGUGUAAGAAUCUAUGUGCAUAUGAUUGUAAAUAAAAGAGUUUAGUCAGGAGCUUUAUCAUAGUAUCUAUUAUUGCAAGGAAAUGUAGUUAUUUUGUAUCUAGCCUAAAAAAACCCCAAUAAAGACAAAGACUUGAUUGUUAUUGUUCAAUGACAUUGUAAUAUGUCUUUAUUCAAUUAUGAAAUUUGAGACAUAAUGUCUUGAAUAAUCUAGGCAAAAACUCAAGUUUGCAUAUUAAAUGUGUAGGUAUUCCGGGCAGCCUAUUUGUGGAAAGAUGCUAUUGAAAUUUCAUAUUCAGUUUUGUGCAAGGAUUUCUUUACAAAUUUACCCCAUCUUAAAUUGAUAUGUCAAGAGGAGUUUUUUUAUAGAACAUAGCUGAACAUUUUCCACUUUUAAGAGCCUAUUUAUAUGCCAAAUUUUUAAAAUUGUUAUUUUUCAUAUAUCUGUUUUGCCUCUGGACUUAAAUUUUCAAACCAACACUAGAAAACGAUAUUUACAGGUAGAUAGAUAUUCAUGUAACUUAAGUUGAAAGAAUACAUGUUAUGAGGGUUUCAUAAUGUUUAGAACCAAAAUAUAGCACACAAGAUUCAUCCACCCAAAAUGGAAGUCCUUUCUAAUUUCUUAUUUCUAACUCUUAUUUCUAUUGUAAAUAGCACAUACACUAUUUUCUUAUUAAGUAUUUUGAAAUUAAAAUGAUUAAAAAAUUGAAUAUUUUGUAUGUUUCUGUGCAGUAUAUGCAAUUCAUGUUGUGAGCGUGAUUGUCGUGCAAAGUGUAUUUUUGUUAAACCUGUCAUUUUUCUGCAGUUGAUUCUAUUGUAUAUUCUGGAAAAAUAGAUUUAAAAGUAUAAACUUAUAUAUAUAUUUAUAUAUACCAUAUAUUUGUAUACUAAAGAGAUAAUUUGUACCACAAAAUUGAAGAAUAACGGUGGAUAAAGAAUACUUACUUUCUGUUGGUAUUGUCCAAUUUUAACUUUUUGUUCAUUCUUGCAGUUUAUUCUGACUUAUGCCAGAUGAAAGCUUUACUACGUUUUUAUUCACUGCUCUUCUUCAAUUCUAUUUGUAUACAUCAUAUUGUUGUAAACCUUUAAUUAUGUCUCGUCUUUCACUCAGCGCCUUACAUGCCUCAGUCAUGAUCAGUCAUUUCUUUUCUUAGAAUCUAACUAACACUGAUAAAUUAGAUUCUUGUUUGAUAUUUCUAUUGUAGAGUGUAUUCAGCUUGAAAUAUAGUAAUGCUGCUACAAUGUCAGAUGAUUAAAUUCAGGGGCUCAUCUAUAAAAAAAUAGAUGUUUUGGCAUUUAUAAUUUUUGAUUGAGAUUGCAUGCAAAGACUGAACAGUCAUUAUAGGAAUACCAGUUGUAUAUUUUACUGAUGUCUCCAUGCUUUACCUUUUUCCUUUUGUAAGUGAGUGCCUUACUCCUGAUGAGAUACAACCAACCAUAUCAAGAAUAUAAAACAAGUAGGGAAAAGCAGAUCACAAAAUAUUUUUCUAUUAUCCAUGCAUCACAAAAUGAGUUGCAUUUAGGUAAAGCUAGGAUCUAUCAUGAAGUUUGUUUUUCUUCAAACACUUCAUUAGGGAUGCCAAGGUUUUGGGUUCAAAUCCACAUUUUCCACUCUUUCAACCAGUUGUAGGAUUCAUUCAUUAAAAUGUACUGUGCCCUAGUCGCUGCAACUAAGGGUGGGGCAAUCAUUUCCAAAGUUCUUUGGAAGCACAUUCAGACACUGUAUGAACAAAAGAAUAAAUAUUAUGUUGUCAUAAAGUUUGCAAAGAGGCCUUGUCCUACAUGUAUAAAAUACCUAAUCACUUUGUAUCAAAUGCCUUGCAAUUAUACAUUGUACAUUUGUAAAAUAUAUAUAGCAUGAAAUAUCCUAUUUAGAAUUUCUGAAACGGGACAUGUUAAUGAUACAGGGAAAGGUGCAUACUCUUAUUUAUUUGAUGAUGUUGUAGAUGGAAAUAAGAGAAUUUUUUAAUGGAACACCUUGCCAAACUUUGAUAUAUAUACUUCUUGUAAUCACUUGCAUGUUACUCAGUAUAUACUAAGUUUUGCUAAGAUAUGAAGUACAUAAUUGCUUAAUUUUGUAAUUAACAGCUAUGAUUAUGUAUGCAGAUUUUUUGUAAAGAUAUUAGAGUUUGCAAUGGCAUAUUUAUAUCUGAGAUGGUUCCAAAUAUCUACUAUAUGCUGAUGCAAAUUUGGACAUAAUUAUAUUUCAUACUGCUUGAUUAUAAUUAUGUGCCUCACAAAAGGUCGUUAGCAGCAAGCAGCAUUACGAAUACACAACUAGCAAUGCCUCUGUUUAAAACGUCCUUUUGAUAGGCACAUGCUCAUUCAUUGAAU
Molecule: messenger RNA, 3611 nt
Organism: Strongylocentrotus purpuratus (purple sea urchin)
Lineage: Eukaryota; Metazoa; Echinodermata; Echinoidea; Camarodonta; Strongylocentrotidae
Product: glutaredoxin domain-containing cysteine-rich protein 1
Exons: 4
Coding region: 209-1231 (340 amino acids)
Biological process (GO): sensory perception of sound
Source: RefSeq, a predicted model, not a curated record